AGUUUUUCUACCACAAGCCGUUCACUGUAAUUGUGCUUCUUUUUUCUUGUUUUUCCAAGACAAAACAUAUUAAAAGUGUACUUGAUCGGUAAAUGGACGAUAAGAAAACAUCAGAGGCAUAGUGGUCUGCUUGAUUGUUUUUUGCAAGACGUCUGCCAUCUUAACCCCCUUUUGUUUUAAAGACUUAUUCAAUCCACCUAUUAUAUCAUAAUGAGUAAAAACGUUGAAAUAAAAGCUAAAAUAUCCGAUAUCAAAACUUUUUUGCAGUUAGCAUCGUCAAUAGCUGAUGGGCCUGCCCAGAUCUUGGAACAAGUGGACACUUAUUUUAAAGUGGAUAACGGACGCUUGAAACUCAGACGUAUACAGGGUGAAGAUGCAGAGUUAAUUUUUUAUGAUCGACCGGACACUGAAGGACCAAAACUGUCAAACUAUUCUAAACAAGAAUUUAAAAACUCCGAAGAAGUUAAAGGGUUGUUAGAUGUAUUAACUUCAUCUUUAGGAGUUCUUGGAGAAGUAAGAAAAACUAGACACUUACUAAUGAGUGGACAAACGAGAAUUCAUGUAGAUAAUGUACAAAAUUUAGGAUGUUUCAUGGAAUUAGAAGUGGUAUUAAAGGAAAAUGAAACAUUAAAUUAUGGAAAACAAAUUGCAGAUGAACUAAUGGCUAAAUUAAAUGUUAAUCAAGAAGAUCUUAUUUCUGGUUCUUAUUUGAAUUUGUUAACUAAGCCAUCAAAUUAAAAGAUAUUUCUUGUACUAUAAUUUUUGACUGUUAUUUUGAUGUAAUUUUUCUUCAUGCAUCAAACCUUAUCAUUUGUACAACAUAAUAAUAUUAAAAAGAUUUAUUUUUUUAAAAAUUU
This is a messenger RNA of Parasteatoda tepidariorum (common house spider), 857 nucleotides long. RefSeq lists its product as uncharacterized. The record is from RefSeq and is a predicted model, not a curated record. NCBI's taxonomy places the organism in Eukaryota, Metazoa, Arthropoda, Arachnida, Araneae, Theridiidae.